AAAGAGCAAACCAAAAUGGAGGGCAGUUCUGUUCUCCAUGCUUUCACUAACAUUUAUUUUGCCAUUUUUGCUUUGUUUUGCUUCAAGCUUUUAAUUAAGAUUUCCUUGGCUUUGCUGACCCAUUUCUAUAUUGUUAAAGGCAACAGGAAAGAAGCUGCCAGGAUAGCAGAAGAGAUCUAUGGAAUAGUCCCAGGCAGCUGGGCAGACCGCUCCCCUCUUCAUGACGCUGCCUUCCAAGGACGCCUCCUCUCUUUGAAAACCUUGAUUGCACAGGGUUUCAAUGUGAACCUGGUGACAACGGACCGUGUGUCAGCUCUCCAUGAGGCCUGCCUGGGCGGCCACGUCGCCUGCGCAAAGGUGCUGCUGGAGAAUGGUGCUCAGGUCAAUGCAGUCACCAUCGAUGGGAUCACACCUCUGUUUAACGCCUGCUGCAGUGGUAGCGUGGCCUGUGUCAACAUGCUGCUCGAAUUUGGAGCCAAGCCACAGCUCAGGAACCACCUUGCAUCACCCAUUCACGAAGCAGUCAAGAGAGGUCACAGGGAAUGCAUGGAGAUCCUUCUGGCCCAUGAGGUUGACAUUGACCAAGAAGAUCUGCAGCACGGGACCCCGCUCUACGUGGCUUGCACGUACCAGAGGACAGACUGCGUCAAGAAGCUUUUGGAGCUAGGAGCCAACGUUAAUGUGGGGAAGCGAUUAGACACCCCCCUCCAUGCAGCAGCAAGGAAAUCCAGUGUGGAGGUAGUGGUGUUGCUGACAGACUAUGGUGCUAACCCAAAAUGCAGAAAUGCUGAACUCAAAUGUGCCCUGGAUCUUGCGGUACCCAACAGCAAAGUGGAGCAGGCGCUUCUGCUUCGGGAAGGUCCUGCCAGCCUUGCCCAGCUGUGCCGGUUGUGUAUCAGAAAGCAUCUGGGUCGGUCGUGCCUAUAUACAGUCCACAAGCUGCACCUGCCUGAGCCACUUGAGAACUUUCUCCUUUAUCGAUAAGUCUGUGACUAUCUUUAAAGAAAGAGGAACAAAUGGUUGUUUACUCCAAAAUUAUUAUAUCAAAGAAAAAAAAUCAAAGACAUAAUUUACUGUCUACUGUGGAUACCAAACAUUAGCUGCUAUGUGACAGUGCAAAUUGAAAACACCUUUUCACAGACAGUGAAUGGUGUUAUGGAUACAGUUCCCCCCCAGUUUAGUGUAACAUCCACUUAUGCCAGCCUGAGAAGUUGUAAUACAUGAACAGCUCACUUGACGUGUUCGUAGAUGCACAUGCACACAACCCACCCACAGACAUGCAAAGAGGUUUUCCCUGCAUUUAGUGUUACAUUUAUUCUUAUAGUAUCUUUGCAACUUCUUCCUCUCAUCUAUCCAAUCUCACUGGCAAAAUCAAGGUAGUGGCUAUUAUUCUUCCACUAGUGUGAGAAUGAAAGCCUUCAGUGCCCAACAUCAGCUGUAUACAAUAUCUUUUGUCACACACAUCUUUUGUCGGCUUUGACUUUGCAUCCUGCCACCUCUUUCCCAUGAUCUAGUGGAGCCGUAGCAACUUCCAGCAAGCUCUGGCUGUCCAGCCACCAUACACCUCCUCGCCCUGAGCCCAGCUGCCACCAAUGCUAGCACAUCUUGUCCUCUGAGGUGCAAACUGUGUUAUCAAAGCAGAUGCAGAGGUUUAGA
This is a messenger RNA of Phalacrocorax carbo (great cormorant), 1656 nucleotides long. Lineage: Eukaryota; Metazoa; Chordata; Aves; Suliformes; Phalacrocoracidae. The record is from RefSeq and is a predicted model, not a curated record.